CCUUCAUCACUGCGCACAUCCCCUACGGUAGUCUGACCGGAUGAGCUACCCGGUGGACACGAUAGGGAGUCCCUUCAGGAGAGUUAUGGAUACUAGAACGACCGGCUACGGCUACAGCCGCUCCAGCGGCACCCCCUCCAGCGGCUUUCGAUCCCAGUCCUGGUCCCGGGCCAGUCCCGGCUCCACCAUGACCACGUCCUACAAGAGGAGCGUCAAUAUGCCGGUGUCCCGGGCAUACAGCUCGACAGUGCUCAGCUCCGCCGACAGCGUUGAUUAUAGUCAAACCUCCAUCCUGAACGGAGACUACAAGCGAUCUAACGAGAAAGAGCAACUUCAAGGGCUCAACGACCGGUUUGCUGUUUACAUUGACAAGGUGCACUACCUGGAGCAGCAGAACAAGCAGAUCGAGGAUGAGAUCCAGGCACUGCGGCAGAAACAGGUGUCACGCACCCAGCUGGACGACCUCUACGACCAGGAGCUGCAGGAUCUGCGCUCCAUGCUGGAGCGAAUCCACCACGAAAAGGCGCACAUUCAGCUCGACACCGACCACAUCGAGGAGGACAUCCAGCGGCUCAGGGACCGCUUUGACGAAGAGGCUCGCAUCCGGGAGGAGACGGAGGCCAUCAUCCGUGUCCUGAAGAAGGACUCGAGCGACUCGGAGUUGGUGAAGUCUGAGUUGGAGAAGAAAGUUCAGUCGCUGCAGGAUGAGAUCGCCUUCAUCCGCAACAACCACGAGGAAGAGGUGAGCGAGCUCAUCGCCCAGAUCCAGGCGUCUCAGGUGACGGUGGAGAGGAAAGACCUCCAGAAGGCGGACAUCACCGAGGCUCUGCGGGAGAUCCGCUGCGAGCUGGAGGGCCACUCCAACCAGAACCUGCAGCAGGUGGAGAACUGGUUCAUGUGCCGCUACGCCAAGCUCACCGAGGCUGCGGAGCAGAACAAGGACGCCAUCAAGUCCGCCCGAGAUGAGAUCGCCGACUACCGCCGCCAGCUGCAGUCCAAGACGGUGGAGCUGGAGUCCGUCCGCGGAACGAGAGACUCGCUGGAGAGGCAGCUGAACGACAUCGAGGACCGCCACAACAGCGACCUGGCCAGCCUGCAGGAGACGAUUCACCAGCUGGAUAAUGAGCUCAAGAGCACCAAGUGGGAGAUGGCUCGCCACCUGCGCGAGUACCAGGACCUGCUCAAUGUCAAGAUGGCCUUGGACAUCGAGAUUGCUGCAUACAGGAAACUCCUCGAGGGUGAGGAGACCCACUUUAGCACUUUCCCUUAUCGCCAGGCGGUCACCUCCACCAAAAUCUCCAAGCCCAAAUCAGAGACCUCCAAGCUUAAGGUGCAGCACAAGUUUGUGGAGGAGAUCAUCGAGGAGACGAGGGUGGAGGACGACAAGGGCGAGUUAGACGCCGACCUGGCAGAGAUCGCACAGGAGCUGUCUGCCGCGGAGGGAGGAGACGAGGGAGAGGAGGGAGAGGAGGGAGAGGAGGAAGAGGGAGGGGAGGAGGAAGGUGGCGAGGGGGAGGGAGAGGGAGAAGAGGCAGAGGGCGAGGGGGAAGAGGGAGAAGGUGAGGAGGGCGGAGAGGAGGAGGAAGUUGUAGCCGCCACUGAAGCCAAAGUUAGCGCUAGCGCACCCGCUAAGGAGGAGGAGGAGGAGGAGGAUGAGAAGGGCGAUGAGGGCGAGGAGGGGGAGGGAGAAGGCGGCGAGGAGGGAGAGAAGGAAGAGGAAGGUGAGGGAGAAGGAGAGGGCGAGGAUGAGGGAGACAAAGGAGGUGACGCAGAGGGAGGCGACGAAGAAGGAGGAGAAGAAGGAGGAGAAGGGGAGGAGGUAGAGGAGACGGUGCUGUGCUCCAAAGCUCCAGAGUCUAAAGCCUCUCCUGACAAAGAGAAGGCCGGAGACAAGGAGGGCAGCGGAGGAGAGGAGGAGGCUGCUGCCGAGGAGGAGGGUGGAGAUCAGGAGGAGGACGCAGGCAGUGACAAAGCAUCCAAAAGCGGAGACGAGAAAGAUGACAAAGACGAGAAAGAUGACAAAGAGGAUGCAGACAAAGGCAAAAAGGAAGAUGAGAAGAAGGCAAAAGAUGAGAAAGCAGAUGACAAAUCAGAGAAAGCUGUAGCCCAGGCAGAAGCUCCGAAAACAGAAGCUGCAAAGCCCGAGGCCGCCAAGGAGGAGGCUGCCAAAACAGAGGGAUCUAAACCUGAGUCUCCAAAGUCUGAAUCCCCAAAGCCUAGCUCCCCCAAGUCUGAAUCCCCCAAACCCGAGUCUCCUAAAUCUGAAUCCCCCAAACCUGCUUCUCCUAAGUCUGAAUCCCCCAAAGAAGGCUCACCAAAGGCUGCGUCCCCUAAACCUAGCUCCCCAAAAGCUGAGUCCCCAAAGUCCGAGAGCCCAAAACCAGAGGCUCCAAAGGCCGCUGAAGAAAAGUCAGAGAAGAAGAGCGACGCAACAGAAGAGAAGAAGGUAGAAAAGAAGGAUGUGGCCAUGAACGGCGACGUGGACAAGAGCAGCCCAGAGGAGAAAGAGAAGAAGGACGAGGGGAAGGAGGCUGACGUGAUCGCUAACGGCGUGGACGAGAGCCCCGUCAAGGAAGAUGGCAGCCAGAAGGUGGUGAUCACCAAGACGGUGGAGACCAUCACCACCGGAGAGGACGGGUCCAAGCACGUCACCAAGUCCGUCACCGUGACAGAAACGGUGAAGGAGGUGGAGGAGAUGCUGCAAGAGAAGGUGGUCUCCACCAAGAAGCUGGAGAAGCACUCCACCCAGUCCAUCAAGCAGGUCACCGAGGGCGAAUGAGCGGACUCCAAAACAGCUGAUGGGCCGGACGACGCGGAGGGGCAGCGAGGAGGAGAGCAACACGACAAGCAAUCAAUCCAGAACUAACAUAACAAAGAAAAUCAUACAGCUAGAGCGAUGUAAUAAAGAUAACCACUCU
Stegastes partitus (bicolor damselfish) is the source of this 2918-nucleotide messenger RNA. It is a transcript of the gene nefma, whose product is annotated as neurofilament medium chain a. Gene Ontology annotation, cellular component: axon; neurofilament. Lineage: Eukaryota; Metazoa; Chordata; Actinopteri; Pomacentridae. Gene Ontology annotation, molecular function: structural constituent of postsynaptic intermediate filament cytoskeleton. The record is from RefSeq and is a predicted model, not a curated record. The coding region runs from base 41 to 2779 and encodes 912 amino acids. Gene Ontology annotation, biological process: axon development; intermediate filament bundle assembly. The transcript has 3 exons.